AUGAAGCGGGGAGCGGCAAUCGCGGUCGGCCAGGUUGACGUCUAUGCCGGGAUGUUCGAGCAGAGCCUGGACGGUAGGCAAGCUGCCAGCAGAGGCGGCGAGCUGCAAAGGGGUCUUGCCUUUGGGAUCUUGGGCGUUGGGAUCAAUGUUGGGAUGGCUCAGCAGUGCUUCAAGCGCCUCCGGGUCCGCCCGGGAGACGGCGAUGUAAAGGGCUGUGGCGCCAUUGGCGUUGUGAACGUUUACAUUGCCUUAUGGAUGGCCUUUGUCUUUGUCAACCGCCAGGGAGCUAUGGUGCCGGAGGAAAUCAAGGAAGCGCUUAACGGACUAACAAAGGCGACGAACAAAAUUGACGUUUCGCUGGUCUGCAUCAUUGUGACCUGCACCGCCAUCAUAUUCGCGUGUACCUGGACUAUCCAGCACCUCAACGUGCCCCUUGCCCAUGAUGGGGAGCUGCGCAGGUGCCUUCGGGUCUCUAAAUGGAUGCUCGUCACCAUCCUACUUCCCGAACUCAUCCUGGCCCACGCCAUCCUCGAAUUGGCCAUGGCAGUCCGAUGCAUGGACCUGAUGCAGGCCGCUCUCCGCGAUGACCGCAGACAGGGCGAGAUAGAUGUCAAGUAUCCGUCCUGGCUGACCGACCUCCGAAACUGGUCAACCCGCUGCCGGACCAUGUGCGCCACACCGGGACUGACAUCGCUGCACGACGGUCCUGGCGACGAGGAGAAGCAGAGCCAACCUUUGGAGAGCUCGUCGCGGCAAACCACACAAAUAUCCAACCUCGUCCUCUCCCUCAGUGUCCGCCGCAUCCAGGGCUUACCCAUCUCCCAACUCGAAGUCCUGAUACUUGCCUUUUCCGUCUGCGGCGUUGCUACUUAUGCCGUUUACUGGUACAAGCCCAAGGACGUUUCUGUUGCGCUCGCUUUCCAAACCCUCAAAUCCUUCGACAGCUUCUUGAGAGUGCUGAUAUACGACCUGGGCCAAAAGGAUUACAGCGAGCAUCGUGUCCCCAACGAUAACAUCCCCGCCCACGACAUGGGCUUCACACACGAAGAAGCAAUUGUUUGGCACGUUUGCACCAUUCUGACCAUCCUGAUCCCGCCGCUCGGCUUGCUGGGCAUUCCGCUGUCCCAGGCCACAUGGCGUCAUGGUAACCCGCGAGACUUUCUAUACGCCACGGCACAAGUCUUGCGCAAACUUUCCUGCCGGCUCAAGGAGGCAGACGAGAAACGCGAGGUUGCAAUAGCCCGACGAGCGCUGGGAGGCGGGUACCACUGGAGUGUCGACACCGAAAACCGCUAUGCCAGAGGGCUCUACAGGGACUUGCUCUGGCCGGAUAACAGUGCCUUCAAGUACGGACCGGCUCUCCGGCAGAAGAUGCUCGACUUCAUCGACAAGAAGGAGCCCUUCCAGCACCGACCCGAUCUUGACUGCCACGGGACUACGCGUUGCAUCUACGCCAGCUCUUUCUCCUCGUGGAUGGGCAGGGGCCCAAGAAGAUGCCUUCCGACCGCCUUCAAAUCUGCGUUUCUCUACGUGGCCAUGGGCUCGUAUUGCGCAGCUAGGCCCCUUCUGGUUGCGGUUGGCCUGUCCAGUCUGCGUGCCAUGCCACAAGGCGUUUACAAUGCAACCUGGGCUGACUACAUGCCCGCUAUCUAA
Molecule: messenger RNA, 1653 nt
Organism: Parathielavia appendiculata
Lineage: Eukaryota; Fungi; Ascomycota; Sordariomycetes; Sordariales; Chaetomiaceae
Exons: 9
Coding region: 1-1653 (550 amino acids)
Source: RefSeq, a predicted model, not a curated record